AUGGCAAAAAAACCCGAUUCCCGAAUAUUUCGGGUCGGGUCGGUCUCUCUUAUCGGGUUUCGGGUCUUUAUUGGGUAUUUUAUCCGGGUUCGGGGCAGGGAGUGGUAUCCUCCUUACACUUACACUUCUCUUCGUUCAAUCAUUCUUCUACUCCAGCCGACACACCCACAAAAAUCGAUACACCACAGCGAAGAGCGAAGAGCGACUCAGCGCAGCGAUACACCAAAGGGGAGCAGCGAAGCAACGAAGCAGCGACUCAGCGACUCAGCAGCGAAGCAGCGACUCAGCAACACGCACGUCGCACAAGAGGUAAUUUCGACUCAGCAGCGACUCUUCCGACUUCGAUCGACGCCACGCACAAGAGGAAAUAUGAAUUCAACCGAUCAAAAUCAUGCUCCAACUGCAAGUAGUCAAGAUGUGGGAGGUUCGGGUUCUAAUCAACAAAAUACCGAUUCUGUGGAUCAACAAGAUGGGACAAAUAUUAAUGAUACAGUUUUUGAUGAAGAUGGAGAUGAAGUUGUUGGUUCGAAAAGGGCAACGCGUUCACCGGCAUGGCAACAUUUUAUAAAAUUUAAUUUGAAUGGUGAAGUUAAAGCAAGAUGUAAAUAUUGCUCUAAAGUGUUGGGUGCAGAUAGCAAGAAUGGCACAAAACAUUUACUUGCACAUCAUAAGCGUUGUAUACACAAACCUUUUACAGAUAUCCGUCAAUCUAUCUUGGUGCAAGAAAAAAAGAAAGUAGAUGGUACUACAACGCAUGUUUCAAAUUAUACAUUUAAUGCUGAUACUUCUAGGAAGGAUUUGGCUGAAAUGAUUAUUUUGCAUGAGUAUCCGCUUUCAAUUGUAGAACAUCAUGGAUUUAGGAAGUUUGUGGGAGGUCUUCAACCUUUGUUUAAGGUUCCUUGUCGAAACACCAUCAAGGAGGACAUCAAAAGAAUUUAUGAUUAUGAAAGGGAUAAAACUAUGAGUUUGUUAGCAAAGAACAAAAGCAGAAUUGCAGUUACUACUGAUAUGUGGACAUCUAAUCAUCAAAAAAAAGGGUUUAUGGCAAUCACAACACAUUUUGUAGAUCAAAACUGGAACUUGCAAAGCAGAAUUAUGAGGUUUAUUUACGUGCCUUGUCCACAUACAUCUGAUGUUCUUGCCGACAUACUUUAUGCUACUUUGUGUGAUUGGAAUCUUGAUAGGAAAGUGUCAACUCUUACUGUGGAUAAUUGCACCACAAAUGAUGCAAUUAUUAGGAUGUUAUUAGAGAAACUUCCUCUAAAAUCACUAAUGAUGAAUGGUGAUUUGUUUCAUAUGCGUUGCUGCACACAUAUUCUCAAUCUUAUUGUCCAAGAUGGCUUAUCUCUCAUUAAAUUUGAGAUUGAGAGAAUCAGAGAGAGUGUUGCAUUUUGGUCUGCAUCACCAAAGAGGGAGCAAAAUUUUGUGACAGCAGCAGAGCAGUUGGGAAUACCAUACUCAAAGAAGUUGAUACUUGACUGCAAGACACGAUGGAACUCUACAUUCUUGAUGUUGAGUGUUGCUAUAAGCUACAAAGAGGUUUUCGAUCGCGUGAAGACAAGAGACCCCAAGUAUAUAUGUUUUCCUACAGACCAGGAUUGGGAGUUGGCUAGUGAGAUUUGUGAAAGAUUACAGCUUUUUUAUGAGGUGACUGAUAUGUUCUCUGGUUCAAAGUAUCCUACAGCUAAUGUUUUUUUUCCUUUGAUAUGUGAGAUUGGAUAUUCUUUGCGUGAGUGGACGAAAUCUCCUAUUGAGGAGAUUAAGGUGAUGGCUAACCAAAUGCUUUCUAAGUUCAAUAAGUAUUGGUCUGUAAUUCAUGGGAUAAUGGGAAUGGCAGCAGUUUUAGAUCCACGAUACAAGUUAAAGUUUGUGGAGUUACUUUUGCCUGUGCUUUAUGGAGAAGAAAAGGCAAAGAUUGAAUUUCAAAUUUUGGAGGGGUUUGUCACAACUUUGUUUCAAGAGUACGAGUCAAGUAAUGCAUCUAAAAAAAGGAAGAGUGAAGUUCCUGGUUCAUCUUCAUUUGGUUCUAGUAUCUCUUCUGGUCAUCGUGUUGGAUUCAAAAAGCUCUUAUCGGAUAUUGCUUCUAUUACUAGAGAUGAUGAUGAAUCAGGAGGUAUGAGUGAGUUGGAUAACUACUUGAAGGAGAAAUUGUUGCCUAAAGACAUGGAACUUGAUUUGUUGGCAUGGUGGAAAACAAAUGGGAUUAAGUACCCGACACUACAAAGGAUAGCUAAAGAUAUAUUAGCUGUUCCUGUUUCCACUGUUGCCUCGGAAUCAGCUUUCAGCACAAGUGGAAGAUUAGUAAGUCCUCAUCGUAGUCGACUUCAUCCAAAGACAUUGGAGGCUUUAAUGUGUGCUCAAAGUUGGUUGUUGAAUGAAAUUCGAGCAACUUGUUCUGAAGAGACGGAGGCAUAUUGUCGUUCUGUUGAAUUUGAUUAUGAUGUGGAAGAGGAAAACACUAAAGAAAGCGGGACAACAAGUUUGGAUGAUUUUGUUUGAUUUUGAGUUUGUAACUUUGUUUUAAUGUUAAGUUGUAAUGUAUUAUUGUGAUGAAUUAGUUUUUAAUGUUGUGUACUUGGGUGUUUUGGUUGAUUGGUUGAUGUUACAAUAUUAGACUAUUAGUAAUUUCUAUUUGGUUAAAU
Messenger RNA from Lactuca saligna, 2642 nucleotides. Lineage: Eukaryota; Viridiplantae; Streptophyta; Magnoliopsida; Asterales; Asteraceae. The record is from the annotation of a GenBank genome assembly.